Molecule: messenger RNA, 762 nt
Organism: Zeugodacus cucurbitae (melon fly)
Lineage: Eukaryota; Metazoa; Arthropoda; Insecta; Diptera; Tephritidae
Gene: SmE
Product: probable small nuclear ribonucleoprotein E
Exons: 1
Coding region: 124-408 (94 amino acids)
Biological process (GO): mRNA splicing, via spliceosome; spliceosomal snRNP assembly
Cellular component (GO): U4 snRNP; U4/U6 x U5 tri-snRNP complex; U1 snRNP
Molecular function (GO): RNA binding
Source: RefSeq, a predicted model, not a curated record
CAUUUCUCCGCGUAGCUGUCAAAAAAAGAGCGCUGGUAAGCGACGCCGGUAAUCGUUUACGCGAAAAAGAUUGUUAAUUUUUAUUAAAAUAACACAAAAAAGUGCAAAGUUAUUAGCGCCAACAUGUCUUUUAAAGGCAAUACGAAGGUCCAAAAGGUGAUGGUCCAACCCAUCAAUCUGAUCUUCCGUUACCUACAGAAUCGUUCGCGCGUACAAGUUUGGCUUUAUGAAAACGUUUCGCUGCGUAUCGAGGGACACAUUGUAGGCUUUGAUGAAUACAUGAAUCUAGUGCUGGAUGAUGCCGAGGAAGUGUGGGUGAAGACACGUACACGCAAGAAUCUUGGACGCAUCAUGCUCAAGGGUGAUAAUAUAACAUUGAUACAGAAUGUGAGCCCAUCAAAAGACUAAGCGCAACAACAAAUGUGAGGUUAUGUGCCACUACAACCGAAAGAGCGCGAUUCGCGGGGAAAGUGGCAUUUCCAAAUGUAGGCGACUUGCAGAGCAACUAGACUUUAAUAUUAUGCAUUAAAUUAAACUAAUACCGUAAAUUCAUUACUACAUAUACUUAAACUGUAUGCGAAAUGUGUAUUUUCUAUAAUGCACCAAUAAGAACUCAGGUUGCACAAUGGUGGAUGCAUGGAUUUUGACCACUGAACUAAAAAAUAAGUUAGUUUAUAAACGAAUUGUAAUUGAAUUUAGGUUUUGUUCUAAUUCCAAUGAAUGUGAGAAAAUAAAAGUGAGAUAUGAAAAAAGAAAAUAAAA